Ictalurus punctatus (channel catfish) is the source of this 2416-nucleotide messenger RNA. RefSeq lists its product as uncharacterized. The record is from RefSeq and is a predicted model, not a curated record. The transcript is spliced from 2 exons. The coding region runs from base 269 to 1876 and encodes 535 amino acids. NCBI's taxonomy places the organism in Eukaryota, Metazoa, Chordata, Actinopteri, Siluriformes, Ictaluridae.
CAGAAAGUCAUCAGGUGUAGAGAGGAAGGACCCAUAAAGCACAUGAGAUGAUCAUCAGUGACAGUGACCACGACAUAGUUUCCUGCCUUGCCCCGUUCACGCCUGUUUGCCGAUCGCCUGACCUCUUUCAUGUUUUGGAUUACGUUUUUGAAUCACGUUUUGGAUUAACCUGCCUGUGUCUCUCAAUAAAACCGUUAACCUGCGAUUGCAUCCGUCCUUAUCUCCGUUACGUCACAAAACGUGACAGAAUAUUCCGCCCAAAACAUGGAUGCAGCAGGAGAACGGAGAAAACGCAGAACCCGGAAGUCGACACCAACCAUCCCCACUAUGGACUCAGUCCAAUUCCCACAACAGACAUUUAUUCAUGUUUCCUGAUCCAUUUGACGGAUUUUUUGGUGCCCCGGAAUAUUUUCUGGUAGACUGUCAAUUCUAUUUCUCCAGCCUGUUAGACCCUAAGCCAGAGGAGAAGCAAUGGCUCCGAUUCAUGUUGUCCAAGUUCUUUGGACCGGCCCGUCAGUGGGUGCAGGUCCUACUUGAUAAGCACGGUAUGAACCUGGACAGUGUAGAACAGAUUGUGGGGGAGUUCAUGAUACAGUUCGAGAGUCCGGAGGCGAACUGUAAAGCCCAGUUACUGUCCCAAGUGUCUGUUGACACGGCCAACCAAGUUCUGCUCAAGCCCGAGUCUGCCGACACGGCCAACCACGUUCCGCUGAAGCCCGAGUCUGCCGACACGGCCGACCACGUUCCGCUCAAGCCCGAGUCUGCCGACAAGGCCGACCAAGUUCUGCUCAAGCCCGAGUCUGCCGACACGGCCGACCACGUUCCGCUCAAGCCCGAGUCUGCCGACACGGCCCACCACAUUCCGCUCAAGCCAAAGUCUGCCGACACAGACAGCCAAGUUCCGCUCAUGCCCGAGUCAGCUGACAGGGACAACCAAGUUCCGCUCACGCCCAAGUCAGCCGACAGGGACAACCAAGUUAUGCUCACGCCCAAGUUUGCUGAAACAAACAACCAAGCUCUGCUCAUGUUCAUGUCUGAUGACCUAACCAACCAAGUUAUGUUCACGCCCAAGUCAGCUGACUGGGACAACCAAGUUCUGCACACACCUAAGUUUGCUGAAACAGACAACCAAGCUCUGCUCACGUCCACGUCUGCUGACAUGCACAACCAAGUGUCUGUUGACACGGACAACCAAGCUCUGCUCGCGUCCCAGUCUGCUGACAUGACCAGCCAAGUUCAGCCUGCAGGCUCCGCUGAGUACGUCGCUCUGCUUUCCUGCUCAGCCGAGGACGUCACUCUGCUUUCCUGCUCAGCCGAGGAUGCCACUCUGCUUUCCUGCUCACCCGAGGACGUCGCUCUGCUUUCCUGCUCACCCGAGGACGUCGCUCUGCUUUCCUGCUUAGCCGAAGACGUCGCUCUGCUUUCCUGCUCAGCCGAGGACGUCGCUCUGCUUUCCUGCACUGCUAAGUACGUCGCUCUGCUUCCUUGCUCCGUCGAGGACAUCGCUCUGCUUUCCUGUCCCGCCGAGGACGACGCUCUGCUUUCCUGCACUGCGGGGCCUGUCGCUCUGCUUUCCUGCUCUGCUGUGAACAUCGCUCUGCUUUCCUGUCCCGCCGAGGACGACGCUCUGCUUUCCUGCACUGCGGGGCCUGUCGCUCUGCUUUCCUGCUCUGCUGUGAACAUCGCUCUGCUUUCAUGUUCCUCCGAGGACGUCACUAUGCCUUCAUGCACCGCCAAGGACGUUGCUCUGCUUUCCUGCUCUGCUGUGAACGUCGCUCUGCUUUCAUGUUCCACCGAGGACGUCACUAUGCCUUCAUGCACCGCCGAGGACAUCACUAUGCCUUCAUGCACUGCCAAGGACGUUGCUCUGCUGUGAACGUCGCUCUGCUUUUUUGUUUUGUUAAGAAUGCCGUGCGGUCUCCUGGUUCUGCUUGGGACAUUUUGCCCAGGGGGACGGGGCCGCCAAUGGAGAUGGAUGUUUCAUGGCACUCCCGGAGGACUGCCUCUGGGGGGGGGUGUGUGCUCUGUCACGAGUUCCCCUUUAAGCAGCGUGCUGUGGAGCAUGUGAGCGUGUGUGCACAAGCGGGUGCACGAGCAGGUGCACGAUUGUCCCUUGUUGACAAUCGUGACAUUUCGACACAUGCAUUUGUUUAUGUUUCUGUUAUGUCUCCUCCCCGUUCUAUUCAAUUCAAUUCAAUUCAAUUUUAUUUGUAUAGCGCUUUUUACAAUAGACAUUGUCUCAAAGCAGCUUUACAGAAAUAUCAACAUGGUAUACAGAUAUUAAAGGUGUGAAUUUAUCCCAACUGAGCAAGCCACUGAGUGGCGACGGUGGCAAGGAAAAACUCCCUAAGAUGUUUUAAGAGGAAGAAACCUUGAGAGGAACCCGACUCAGAAGGGAACCCAUCCUCAUCUGGGU